AUGGACUUUCGUGGCAAUGACUUCAAAGCUUUAAUAUACGAGUUCAUGGCUAAUGAAAGCUUGGAAGAGUGGCUGCACCCUCGGACUAAAGGACGAGAUGAUGAACGUGGUGAAUCUAAAAAUCUAAGACUAGUGCAGAGGUUAAACAUCGCCGGCGACAUAGCUACUGCUAUCGAAUAUCUCCAUAAGGGUUGUUCUCUACCAAUCAUCCAUGGUGAUCUGAAGCCAAGUAAUGUGCUCCUAGACAAUGAUAUGGUGGCUCGAGUUGGAGACUUUGGGCUUGCAAAGAUCAUUUCAACAAUGUCUUACGAAGCCAUAGGAGUUCAAGACCAGGGCAGUUCAACUUCAACCGCUGUCAGAAGAUCCAUUGGCUAUGUGCCUCCAGAUUUUGUGAAGAUGACUGUGAACGACUUAUCUUGA
This is a messenger RNA of Rhodamnia argentea, 420 nucleotides long. RefSeq names its product probable LRR receptor-like serine/threonine-protein kinase At3g47570. Gene Ontology annotation, molecular function: ATP binding; protein kinase activity. Gene Ontology annotation, biological process: protein phosphorylation. Bases 1 to 420 code for a protein of 139 amino acids. Lineage: Eukaryota; Viridiplantae; Streptophyta; Magnoliopsida; Myrtales; Myrtaceae. The transcript has 2 exons. The record is from RefSeq and is a predicted model, not a curated record.